CGUUUCCUGCCCUUGGUAUCCUGAGAAUAACAGCGCUCAAAAUGAAGGAAUCAAAAGAUAACGUUACCGUUGACAGCUUGUCCGAAUUAGUGUGCUGAAAGGAAAAAUAAUUUGGCACGUUCUUGCGUGUUUCUCAUUUAAUUCCUUUGCGUCUAAAACGCAGAAGCAAUACCUUCAAAAUACAUUUCGUUUUCGUAAACACAGCGUACGGUGAAAACCAUGCGUUGCGUUGUAAGCUUUAUUUUCGGUCUCUUUCUGCUCCAGCUGGCAAGAGGCGAAGAGAAUAAAUCAGUCAAGAAAUGCCUUGCCCUAGAAGCUCCGGAAAAUGCUGAAGCAAUUGGCAAUAACACAGUUGGUUCUGUUGUCAAAUUCUUGUGGAAAAAGGGCUUUUUUCGACUUGGAAGUCCUCACAGAAUCAGGUGUAAGUCAAAUGGACAAUGGACUAAGCCUAAUGUGUCUUGUGUUGCUGUAAGUUGUGGAGACCCUGGCUCUCCCUUGAAUGGAAAACGCAUGGGUUGGAUAUUUCAGUACAAUCACAGUGUCACUUUCGAUUGCCAUCGCGGUUUUAAACUGGAGGGACCUAAAACAAGAACCUGCCUUGAGAACCAAACCUGGAGUGCCAGCCAGCCAGUUUGCAAACCUGUUCCAUGUGAGGAGCCUCCAAAAGUGGUUGAUGCGGUGAUGUUAAGCGGUGGUUUCGUGUUUGGUGCACCCGUGUAUUACACUUGUAGUGAAGGGUAUAAAUUGCAAGGACCAGACACGUUGGCAUGUGGAGAAGAUGGAAAAUGGGUCGGUGAGACUCCGGUUUGUAAAGCCAUAACGUGUGCUGAUCCGGGUACACCCCAACACGGUUCAAGAAAUACAACCGGCCCUCCAUUCAGUCAUAUGUCGUUAAUCUUCUACGAAUGCAGUAAUGGAUACAUUUUGUAUGGAACUGACAGGCGCUCUUGUAAUGGUGACGGGGAGUGGACUGGGGUACAACCGUUUUGUGUUGAAUGCGCAGGUGUUAACACGCCGGUUUUCGUCAGGAAUGGGCAACGUUUCAUCCACGGAAUAAUUCAGCAAAAAAGCAAAAAUAUCGUGACGGUUCUGACUGACUCACCUAAAGAAGAAAGAGAUGUUGUGAUAUUUGGACCUGGAACACAGCAUUACAUCAUAGUGGAGGACAAACUCCCAUCCUCGAAGAACGUCUUCUUGGGAUCGCGUGUGAUUGCAAUGCAAAGAGGAUCGUACAUCUUUGCUAAGGUUGACGCGAUCAAUGGUGACAAGUAUUCGGUAACAUUUGAGGACAGACAGCGAACUAAGCGGACAGUGGCAUUAGAGCAUAUCCGCAACUUGUUUCCUCCAACAUUCUGUGCAACAUGUCCAGACCCUGGAAAACCAGACAAAGGCUUUCGAACAGACAACUUAGAGGAGUUCAUAGUAAGGACCGAAGUAGAAUUUGGUUGUGAAAUAAAUACCCAGCUGCUUGGAUCAAGUAAGAGAACAUGUCAACCAAAUGGAAGAUGGUCUGGAGAACAACCGACCUGCGAAAUUACUUCUUGCUGGGAUCUCGAUGUCUUUCCUCCCAAAAACGGCAAACGAAUUGGUGAUGACUUUUCUAUUGGAAGCACCGUAGCCUUUUCCUGUGAUGAGGGAUAUGAGCUUGACGGAGAAUCGAAGCUGACAUGUCGUCCGGAUGGUCAGUGGUCUGACAGAACGCCUUUGUGUAAAGAUCGCUGCGAGGGCGUGGUUUGUAAACUUGAAGAGAAGUGUGUUUAUAACAGCCUCCAAGGGCCCAGAUGCGUCUGCCGUAAUAACGUGGACUGUCCUGCCGAUUUACAACCCAUAUGUGGUUCUGAUGCGAAAACCUAUAACAAUUACUGCAUUAUGAAGGCGACUGCUUGUCGAGAAGGCAAGGAGGUGGAGAAGGUCGCAGAUAACUCAUGUUCUCCUGGAGGAAUUUGUCAGAUAAACCCUGCAAGCAAAUGCAGGGCUUACUUCAGAAAUUUCUAUUUCAACGUGACAAGCAAUGUGUGUGAGCCAAUCAUUGCAGGUGGUUGUCACCCAAGUGGAUGGAAUGGUUUCCCUACCAUGGAAGACUGCAACCGUACUUGUUCUGUGGACGUAUGUAGCCAGCCUACUGAACCAGGUCCGUGUACUAACACCACACAUCGGUGGGCAUUUAGCCCCAAAGCUGGUCGUUGUAAACGAUUCAACUAUGGAGGCUGUUUUGGCAACGAAAAUAACUUUGACAGCAAGGACAAAUGCAAUAAACGUUGUCCUCCUGUAAAUACUGAUCGAGGGAACAAAGCCUGUCCAAGAUGCGUUCAAAAGAGACUUCGUGAGGCAUGCAAAUCCAGUAGUAUUGCAUUUGUAGGCAAAGUCGAUAAGAAGUUGCCACAUGAUUCAGUCAAGAAACAAGCUCGUUAUCAGGUCGUGAUAAAGAACGUUCUCAGGAAUACAGAGGGCUUUCCUACAUUGGGAAGUGUUGUCGUCAAUGUCCCUUACAGUAGGUCACCAGACUGCCCCUGCCCUUCGCUACCCCAAGAAACGUUCUUUCUGAUGGGAAAUGUCGUGGUUGAACCAAAAGGCAACAAUGCAAAAGUUGGCAUAACAGUCACAAAGCCUGCAGUUGUGCAAAAAUGGAGCCAAGAGAUCCUUCAGAAAAUGAAUAAAAAAUGCAAAGAUUUGGAUUAUCGUGAACUACUCUAAUCUUCCAAAGUUUUAUGGACAAACCACCCUUUUUUAAUGUCAAUGAAAUUGAAAACAAAGUAAUUAUAAGGAGGAUUAGAUAUUGUGACAGCGACGGCGUGCUCAAAGAACACUUCCUAAAUUAAAAACGUCAUAGCUUGGCUUUAAACUCAGAGCAUGUGUUUUAUUCGGCGUGCGUUUGCUUUGCAUUUGCUUACUUGUGAUAAUUUUUUAAAAAUAACGUUCGUCGCUUUUUUUUUUUUUGACUUGAGGAACUAUGUGAACUGCGUUUUAGUUUAGUAGAGGCCAAUAUUUUAUUUUUAAAAUAACUCGCUUUGAACCAAAAAGUCUCAAACUAUAUCAAGGGGGUUUUAGGUGUGUGGUUAAUAAAAUUUGCAUUUUCAAAGAGA
Molecule: messenger RNA, 3083 nt
Organism: Stylophora pistillata
Lineage: Eukaryota; Metazoa; Cnidaria; Anthozoa; Scleractinia; Pocilloporidae
Product: P-selectin
Molecular function (GO): serine-type endopeptidase inhibitor activity; protein binding
Source: RefSeq, a predicted model, not a curated record